AUGGACGCAUUCCUCGGCUCUCCCUUCGGUCAGAUGUCGCCUCCUGACCCCCCCGCUCCUGCUGCACCCCGUCACGCGUCACGCCCACCCCCAGCAUCUGCUGCAGAAAGCUGGAGUGCCCAGCAGAGCAGCCUUGCCCUGCGCUUCUACCGACUUAGUCUUCCUGGGGUUGCAGAGCUUGUGCUCAGUGCCACGAAGCUGGAUACCACCGCACUCGCUAGAGACGCUGCCAUGCUGGAGGCUGCUGGGGGUAGUACGACAGGUGGGAGUGUUGCUCCGGGAGUCAAUGCUGUAGUGGGGCGGGAGGUACACGGUUCAGUUGGGAGUAGUGGAAGUGUCGGCGGCGGCGGUGGUGGUGGUGGGGUUUCGACCCCUCCUGAAACUCCGAGCACCGUAGGCCGUUCUCGCCAACCCGGUGAAAAGUCGGAUCGUUUAAUUGCCCAUAAGGCGAAGUCGAUCAUGGACCUGAAACAGGGCGACUUCGAUAUCCAAGUGACGCUGGGACGCAUUUCACAGCUGGAGUACGAUCCAUCGGAUCCUGUGCUUUCUGAUAUCCCAGAGGGUGCAAAGCCAAUUGCUGGUUUCCUUCUUGGCUUGGUUAGGUUGUACAUGCAGACGGAAAACGAGCAUGAUAAGAAGACCCUCCAGUGCGUAGCGUUGUAUCAUCUCCACAUUGUAUUCGAUGGCUUGGUGAAGAAUUUCAGAGGGAAGGAUGCCAGGGCCAAGGCUAGUGAAGUUCUGUGCCAUGUGAUGGCGGACAUGCCAAUGGCUAAAUCAGCCAGCAGCUUUGUGACGCUUGCAACCGCGAGCCGUUGGUUGCGGGAACUGUGUGAUUAUAUGGGUGGUGCGAGAUUCUCGCAACACUUGCUCUACGUCCGUGGGGACUUCACCAUCACAAAUUUCAAACAAAUGAUGACCUCUGCCGAGCGCCUUCGAAUCAUUAAGGAGGCCCUGUCCGAUGCACGUGAGUAUUAUCUCGGACAACUAGAUGGCCUCUAUGGAACCUUCGUCCCUCAAUACAUUCCGGCUUUCUAUAGCGACGCGAUAGGAGCACGAUAG
This is a messenger RNA of Morchella sextelata, 1059 nucleotides long. RefSeq lists its product as uncharacterized. The record is from RefSeq and is a predicted model, not a curated record. The transcript is spliced from 4 exons. Bases 1 to 1059 code for a protein of 352 amino acids. NCBI's taxonomy places the organism in Eukaryota, Fungi, Ascomycota, Pezizomycetes, Pezizales, Morchellaceae.